This is a messenger RNA of Otolemur garnettii (small-eared galago), 1318 nucleotides long. It is a transcript of the gene TEKT1, whose product is annotated as tektin 1. Gene Ontology annotation, cellular component: microtubule cytoskeleton; nucleus. Lineage: Eukaryota; Metazoa; Chordata; Mammalia; Primates; Galagidae. Bases 18 to 1274 code for a protein of 418 amino acids. Gene Ontology annotation, biological process: cilium movement involved in cell motility; cilium assembly. The record is from RefSeq and is a predicted model, not a curated record. The transcript is spliced from 7 exons.
GACGUUGGAAACCUCACAUGGCCAAACUACUACAAUCGCCACCCAAGUUCCUACUCGCAGAAUGGCACAUUGCUAACAAGAGCCAGUACCAUAGAGCAGAGGCCCAAAGGUGCCAAUCCGAACGUGUGGUGGCAGAAAGCCAUAGGCUUGUGGAUGAAAUUGAAAAGACCACAAAAAAGUCUCAAAGUGAUGUGAACAAGAAACUAGAACAGAGACUUGAGGAAGUCAGGUUCUGGAAGAAGGAGUUAGAUGACAAACUCGAGCAGCUUGUGUAUGAGACCGAGGAUCUACUCACACGUAAGACCAGAUUAGAAAAAGCCCUGGAGAACUUAAAAGAGCCCUUGCACAUCACGGAGACAUGCCUGGCCUACAGGGAGAAGCGCAUUGGGAUCGACCUGGUGCAUGACGAGGUGGAACAGGAGCUGAUGAAGGAGGCUGAGAUCAUCCGGGGCGUAGUGGCCCUGCUGACGCGCACCUUGGAGGAGGCGGCCGAGCAGAUCAGGCUGAACCGCUCUGCCAAGUAUAAUCUUGAAAAGGAUUUGAAGGACAAGUUUGUGGCUUUGACUAUUGAUGAUAUCUGCUUCUCACUCAACAACAACUCCCCAAACAUCAAAUACGCAGAGGAUGUUGUAAGGAUUGAACCAAACUCUGUGAGUCUAGAAGACUGGUUGGAUUUCUCCAACACAAAUGUGGAGAAGGCUGACAAGCAGCGGAACAACUCGCUGACGCUGAAGGCCCUGGUGGACCGGAUCCUGUCCCAGACGAUCAGCGACCUGCGAAAGCAGUGUGAUGUGGUGGACACGGCAUUCAGGACCAGGCUGAAGGAUAUCAAGGAUGCCAGGGACAAGCUGGCAGUUCAUCUAGCCAAGGUCAUGGAAGAGAUUGCUGCUCAGGAGAAAAAUAUUACAGCUCUUGAAAAAGCUAUUCUUGACCAAGAAGGGCCUGCCAAGGUAGCCCAUACGCGUCUGGAGAACAGGACACAUCGGCCUAACGUGGAGCUGUGUCGCGAUGUCGCACAGUACAGGCUGCUCAAGGAGGUUCAAGAGAUCACCCACAAUGUUGCAAGAUUAAAAGAAACCUUGGCCCAAGCUCAGGUGGAGCUGAACGGGCUGUAUCGCCGACAGCUGGCCUUGCAGGAGGAAAUCCAGGUCAAAGAGAACACCAUCUACAUUGAUGAAGUGCUGUGCAUGGAGAUGAGGAAGUCCAUUCCCCAGUGGGAGGAUGACAGUGGGGGCUGGGCCAGGAGCAUCUGCCCUGGGCUAUCUGCUAAAUAGUAGGACGGGGUCUGAUUCUCAUUAAACCACAUCAUAAAACAGUA